Molecule: messenger RNA, 792 nt
Organism: Eutrema salsugineum
Lineage: Eukaryota; Viridiplantae; Streptophyta; Magnoliopsida; Brassicales; Brassicaceae
Product: F-box/LRR-repeat protein At3g59210-like
Exons: 2
Coding region: 139-561 (140 amino acids)
Source: RefSeq, a predicted model, not a curated record
UUCAAUAACCUGAUUCAUUUAACAAUUGAGACUGACCAAGACGUGGAAUGGGAAGCAUUGCCGAAUCUACUCAAGAAUUGUCCAAAUCUAGAAACACUCGUCUUCGAAGGACUCCAUUACGGAGAUACAAAUCAAUGUAUGGACGAGGAUUACCGUUUCAAAGAUACAAACAAAUGUUGGGAGAAAGAUGCGGACAGGUGUGUGUGCAAGCCUUGGUAUGGCACUCCUAGUUGGCUAUCAUCAAGUCCGGUGAAGAUGCUAAAGGUAUUGAAGUUUGGAGAAAUCACUAAUUACAAAGAUGACAUGGAUAAGCAGAUGGAUCUGAUCAAGUACUUCGUGGAAACGAUGCCGAAUCUUGAACAAGUGAUAUUAUACUACGAUACUCCAAUUGAUUUCGAUCUGAGAAUCGUAUCAACUCAAUUUCAGAUGCUUGAAAAAGUUGCCUCAACCAAAUGCAAGAUCCAAGUAAUCUCUGAUAACAUCAGCUUCUCAACUAAUGUGCACUCUUCCUCAUCGACAAGAAGUGGACUCGUCUUCUUCAAAAACACCUUCCCGGUUUGAAGACCAUCCUGCAUCAUCUCAGAGUCGAUUAACAAAACCUUGGUUGUUAGUUUUAGUCUGGUCUCUUCCUCUUUUAGUUUCUCAAUAUGUAUUAUCUCGGUAUGCGCAAGUUUUUGUAGACUUUGCUGCGAGGUCUAAAGCGUCAAGCAAGCUUCUCUGGUUUUCGGUGUUUAAAAUGACUUUUUUUAUACAGUAUGCUCUUGUCUUUGUCCAUUAACCGGUCUCGCAACU